Messenger RNA from Glycine soja, 968 nucleotides. RefSeq lists its product as uncharacterized. Lineage: Eukaryota; Viridiplantae; Streptophyta; Magnoliopsida; Fabales; Fabaceae. The record is from RefSeq and is a predicted model, not a curated record. Gene Ontology annotation, cellular component: nucleus; cytoplasm. Gene Ontology annotation, molecular function: nucleic acid binding; 3'-5' exonuclease activity. The coding region runs from base 61 to 687 and encodes 208 amino acids. The transcript has 2 exons.
AGUGCAGUGCAGACACCAAAACAAAGCAGAGAGUUUCUUCCCUCACACGUUUUCCAAACCAUGGCCUCUGUCACCUACAUAGAGCGCCGUUACAACCACGACAUCUACACCGUCUGUCUCGCCGAAAACUACAUCACCGUCACCGUCACCGCCAGCGCCUCCGUGGUCAAGCGGUGGCUCUCCUCCACGCUCUACUUCAACCGCUACUUCGUCGACCAGGAGCGCCUCGUUGUCGGCCUCGGCGUGCAGUGGACUCGCGGCGGCCACGAUCCUCCGCCGGACACGCUUCAGCUCUGCGUCGGCCGCCGCUGCCUCAUCUUCCAGCUCGCGCACGCCGACUACGUGCCGGAGAGCCUCCGCACGUUCCUGAACGAUCCUUCGCACACCUUCGUCGGAUUCUGGAACCACUCCGAUCGCCUUAAGCUCGCGUGUUCGGAGCACGAGUUGGAGAUGGCGAUGGAUCCUCUGGAUCUGAGGCUCUGCUUCGAGAGCCUCACGCGGGAUUCGGUGGAAACGAUCGUAGCGAAGUGCCUCGGUUACCGAGUGCCGCAGCGGAGAGACAUAAGCGUGAGCGCGUGGUAUGUUGAAUAUCUCAGCAACGAUCAAGUUGCUUAUGCGACGGUUGAUGCUUUCUGCGCGUUCCUCAUCGGUAGGAAUAUCAGAGCCUGGCAAUUCAUCUGUCAGUAACAACAGGUAGCGUAGCGUACUGUAGUAUUUGUCAAGCAUGCAUGCCUUGUUUUGAGUUUCGCCGGUUGAAUCAAUGGUAUUGACGGUGAUGGAAGUGAUUUUGGAUUUCGUGACUGUUCUGAAUCUGCCGGCGAUUUUCAGUUUUUGCUUUAUCUCUUUUCUAGGUUAUUUUGAUUUUUCAUUGAUGAUGAUUUGAUAGUGUACUUGUUGUUUCCAUCUCUGGCAUGUGCUUGUUUUUUAUGCGAGUGCAGAACUGAUAAAUCAGCUUUUACCUUUGUUUA